CAUACGCGUCUCUGACGCUCUUCUGCGUGAUUUGGACGCUGGUCUGAACAGUGAUUUGAGAAUGGAGAGAAGGGGCUUUCUGUCGCUCUUUUCGAGAGUAAACUUGUAAAAUCUCUGGUCUGUUUGCAGUUGUAAGAGCAGGUGGAUCGAGAAUAGCGAAAAGUAACAAGGCAGAAGAUGGACUUUGUGAAGCGUCCCUACGGAGCUUUGUGGAGCGGACUGCUGCUGCUCCUGUCGCUCACGAGCGGGCGAUCGCUUGGAGCCUCUUUUUAUGGUGACGGAUUUGUGCAGCUGAAGACCGCAGAGUUGUCCAACCGAACGUCACUGCACAUCCGCUUCCGCACGUCCAGCUCCAGUGGAAUGCUGUUCCUGGCCGCCGGACAGAGCGACUACUGCCUGGUUGAGCUGAGUUCUGGACACCUGCAGGUGAGGUUAGAGCUUGGGUCUGGAGAGCGCUUGCUUCGAUCAGAGAGAAGAAUGUCCUUGAAUGAUAUGGCCUGGCACUCGGUGGAACUUCAUCAUGAGCAAUACAACGUCACUUUGAUUUUAGAUAAACACUCUCAGGCUAGCCUGGUAAUGCCAGGACCAGAGCAUGAGCUUAACAUCCAAGAAGGCCUGUAUGUGGGAGGCACUGGAGGUCUUGACAAGCCCUAUCUCACAACUGACCCUGUAGGCUUCCGGGGCUGCAUUGAUGAGGUGCUUUUCAAUCAGCACAAUUUGCUGUCAUCACUUAGACCAUACUAUGGCUUUAAAAAUGUCCAUGAAGUGUCUCUUGGCUGCAGCCCACUAUUUUUAGCCGGUGAGGAUGAACCAAUCAGCUUCUUCAGUUCUAAAGCGUACAUCUCAUUUCCACCUUGGAAUGCCCAACAAGAAUGGAUAUUUCAGUUUGUUGUGCACACUUCAGCUGAAGAAGGAAUUAUUCUGUACAACUCGGCCCGUCAUGAUGACUUUAUUGCCAUGGAAAUCCGAGGCGGCCUUCCAGUUGCAAUUGUGGGGAAAGGCGGAACUAAGACCGAACUCCGCUCCCUCUCCUUUGUUAAUGACCAGAAAUGGCACCAUGUGAAGCUGCACUUUACAUCUAAGAGUCUCGAGCUUACUGUGGAUGAGGAAACAGUGAUAACUAGCAUCAGCUCACAUUCCAGGGCUCUUCAUUUGAAGGGUUCCCUCUUUGUUGGUGGUAUAGAUGAAAGUACCCGUUCAGUGGUCAGAAGGUUGGGGCUGGUCUCAGUCUCUGGGAAACGCAUUAGGGGGGGUUCUUUUAAGGGUUGUUUGAAGGACAUCAAUGUCAAUGGUGUAAAAAUUGGCCUUCCCAAUGUCAUGGUCAGCAAAGAUAUAUCGGUGGGCUGUGAACCAGAUAAAGAAAAGCAAUCAACCUCUACCAUAGUCCCUGAAAAUGUAUCUCCAUUUGUUACUCCAACACCAAUGAUCUAUACAUCUACUCUUGUUAAUGGGUUGGACAAAAAGCAUGGACUGCAUUUUCUGACUUUCAGGAACCUUAUAGUUCCAGAAGGUGGGAGAGCAUCCCUGGAAUCCAAGCACAUCAAAGUAAACUUGGAUUUUAAGAAGCUGGGAAUCAGGCAGUCUCAGAUUGUGUUUAAAGUAGAUGAGCAACCUGUACAUGGGCAACUGAGGUUAGAUGUAGAUCAAGACCAAGAAGAAAAUACCUUCAGUAUGUUAGAUUUGUGGCAUGGAAGGGUUAUGUAUAUUCAUGGAGGAUCAGAAGAUUUGACAGAUUUUUUUAUGUUUUCUGUUUUCACCAGCAGUAAAAAGGAGGUCCCUUCAUACCUGAAGGGAAAUAAGCUUUACAGAUAUGACAUUAUCAUCACCCCAACAAAUGAUGCUCCUGAACUGAGUCUUCCUGAAGGAAACCUCUUUUUGGUGUUGGAGAACUCCAAGAAGCCAUUAACCACUGAAGUGCUAAAAGCCAUCGACAUAGAUAGCAACUACACUGACCUUGUGUAUUCUGUGCUAGGCAAUCUAAAUGCAGAUGCUGGAUUUUUGGAAAAUGAUGAAAAUCCUGGCAAAGCAGUGACUACCUUUUCUCACCAUGAUUUGGAGAAAGGGAAAAUAUGCUAUGUCCACCAUGGUGUGAAGAACUCCAGGAUUGUGUUUAGAGUUAGCGAUGGAGACAAAGUAAGCAAUACUGUAGUCCUAAGAAUCCUAGCUAUCCCAUUGGAGUACAAAAUUUCCAACAACACAGGGGUGUCUGUCCUGCAGGGUGACAUGGCUCUCAUAGGCACAAGACACCUAGCUGUGCAGACAAAUGCCAUAAAGCAGAUGGUAGACAUCCGUUACGAUGUUAUCGAGCCACCUCAGUUUGGAGAGUUGCAGCGGCUGCACACCAGUGGAGAAUGGAAACUAACUAAUACAUUCUCCCAGAGACUUCUCGAGAAGGAACGCUUGAGAUAUCUCAGCACCUUCCAAGAAAUACAGACCCAUAAUAUUACAGAUCACUUCAGAUGUAAGAUUACUGUUGGCACUGUGGCCACUGAUGAAAUCUCAUUCUCAAUCAUUAUGACUUGGGUUCAAUAUAAACUAGUAAGGAAUAAAUUGGUAGAAGUUGACAAGGUGAGAAAAGUGUUACUAGACUCCGAGCAUCUCUAUGCCAUUAUUAAAGGUGUAAGUUUGCUUGAAAGUGAGCUUCAUUUCAGACUUUUGUCAUUGCCCAGAAGAGGGAACAUGUUGCUCAAUGGUAAAGUCUUAAAGAAGAACUCGACAUUUAGCCAGAAGGAUAUCAGUGAUCUAAAGGUGCAAUAUGAACUUGUACAUAGAGUGCAGGACGACACAAAGGACAAGUUCAAUUUCCAGGUGUUCUCCAAACAUGCCCAUUCUGCAAGUUAUGAAUUUCAGAUUGGCAUUAAAGCAGAUGCUAAUGCUAUUAUCUUGAAAAAUGAGGGGCUGUCUGUAAUGGAAGGGGAAAGUAAACUCAUCACAAAAGAUGAACUUUUUUCAGAAACGUUAAGCACCAAAACAUUGUACUACAGCAUAAUAGAUAGUCCUAAACACGGGAAGUUAAAACGCAUUAAUCUGUCCAGUUCUUCCUCUAGGAAUGAUAACAUCACUGCUUUCACCAAUCAAGAGAUCCUGGAGGAACGUAUUGUGUAUGUCCAUGAUGAUAGUGAAACCACUCAUGAUCAGUUCACAUUUAUCGUCUCUACAAGUAAGACGGUCCCACCCGUCUUAGAAGAUGAGAACGGUGCAGUAGAAGGCAUCUUUCACAUCUCUGUGCAGUUAGUCAAUGAUGAAAAACCAGUUCGUGUCAUUGAUAAGGUUUUCCAUGUGGUUAGGGAUGGUCAGAGACUGUUGACACUGGAGGACCUGUGCUACCAUGAUACAGACUCAGACUUUGAUGAUGGCCAGCUGAUCUAUACUCGCCGUGGCAUUCCCAUGGGAGACUUGGUGCUAGCAAAUGACACCUCGCACAGACUCUUCCAAUUCCAACAGAAGGACCUUGAACAGAAGCGGGUCCUGUUCAUCCACCAUGGGGUUAGCUUUGGGCGAUUUGUACUUUUCGUGUCUGAUGGUAAACAUUAUGCGUCCACGCUGUUGGAUGUCCACGCAGAGGAUGCAUACCUUAAGAUAGAGAACAACACUGGCAUUUUAGUCCAGAAGGGGCAAGAAGGAGCCCUCCGCUCUGCCAACCUCAGUGUGACCACAAACCUGGAUGUCAGAGACAACAAAGAGAUAACUUACAACUUGUUUACUCUGCCGAAACAUGGUGGGAUUUACUGCAAUGGCUUGUUGGUGGACAGCUUCACGCAGCAUGAUCUUAAGAUGGGAGCUGUAGUCUAUCGUCAUGAUGAUAGCAGGAAUCUGUGGGAUGUUUUCCAAUUUACAGUGAAAGUGAAGGAAAUGCACCUAGACUCAAGUGUUAAUGUGAAGGUGUACUUGGAGAGCCACCAGCAGCCGCCUAGAGUCAUUCACCGCAGAGCUCUCCUGGUUGAAGAAGGCAAGCCUGUCAAGAUAAAUAAAAGGGAUCUUGAGGUCAUUCAUGAAGAUAACUUGCCAUUAGAGAUCAUAUUCACAGUGAAGGUACCCCCAUCUUAUGGAUAUCUCCGAAGAUUUGCCGAGGGUGAAGACCGCUACUUUGGGACCCAGGAGACACCAAUCCAGACUUUCUCCCAGAAAGAUGUCAAUGCCGGUAACGUGCAGUAUGUGCAGGUCGGGGCCAACCAAUUGAAUGAUACCUUUGUCCUUGACGUCACCAAUGGAAUUACUGAGGUCCACGACAUCAGGAUGUCCGUGGAUGUCAUCCCAUCCCACAUACCCCUGGAAGUCUCCAACAUCACCCUGAAUGAGGGGGCUGCAAAGGCUUUAACAAAGGAAGUCAUGAAAGUAGCCAACCGGCAUUUCUCAGGCCUCAACUUCCAGUAUUAUGUGUCGGAGGGACCAUAUCAUGGCCGUAUCGAGCAUUCUCAGUUCCCAGGUGUUCGAAGGACAGCUUUUACCAGGAAGCAGGUUGAGCAGGAAUUCAUGUACUAUGUUCAUGACAACAGUGAGACGACGGCUGAUAAUUUCACCAUUAUUGCUAAUGACACUGACAUUGGAAAGCAGAGUCUGCCCCGCACAGUGUUUGUCAACGUUAGACUCCUCAACGAUGAGCCACCGGUCAUAAAAGCCAACAGGAUCCUGCGAGUGUGGGUUGACUCCAUCACAGAGAUUACCUCCGAGUUGAAAGCCCAAGAUGAGGAUUCUCCCCCGAAAAGUCUGGAGUACAUAGUGACCCCACCAAGCAUGGGCCACCUGGCUCUGAAGAGCUCUCCCCACAAACCAAUCCUCAACUUCACCCAGGCUCACAUAGACCAGGGUCAACUGGUAUUUGUGCACAGUGGUGCCAUGUCUGGGGGCUUCAACUUCCAAGUGAAUGAUGGCAUCAACUUUUCUCCACGACAGAUCUUUAGUAUAACUGCUAGAGCCCUGAUCCUCACAUUGGAGAGGAACCUGCCCUUGAAGAUGUUUCCAGGUUCUUCGACACCCAUUUCUGCAGAAGAAUUGCUGGCCGUUACCAAUGACAACGAUGGAGCACAGAACCGUUCCGUCGUCUUUAACGUUAUCAGCCCGCCGAAAUUAGGGAGGCUGGUGAAGGUCCAGGGAGACAACAGAACAGCAGAGAUCUCCUCUUUCACUCAAACAAUGGUGGAUGAGGGUGAGAUUAUAUAUGAGCAAAGCCGUGCGGAAUCAGUGGGAUGGGUAGCAACCGACUUCUUCAGUUUCACUCUCUCAUCUCCUCCCGCCUCCCUCGAAGCACAGAUAUUCAAUAUCGACAUCUCAUACGAGAACACCGACCCCGAACACAAAACCAUCCUCCUCGCAAACACUGGUGCAGAUGUGACUGAGGGAGAGAAAGUUCUGAUUGACAAGGCAAAGCUGGAUGCCUCUAAUCUAAUGGCCAAGCUGCCUGAAGUGCAGCGUCACUCCUAUGAAGUUUGGUACCAGGUCAAGUCCCUACCCCAGCAUGGUGUCAUUAUUGUGGGGGAGCGUAAUCUGACCAAGGAAAAACCCAAAUUCUCCCAGUAUAUCCUCAACAAAUUUGGAAUCACAUACCAGCAUGACAACUCAGAGACAACCUACGACAACUUUGUCUUUGAUGCAUGGUUGAACCUGAAAAGCAAGCCAGCAGUGCGCCCUCUGGAGGACAAAGAUGUAGUUGAGGAAUCCUUCAACAUAACCAUUAUUCCUGUGAAUGAUCAGCCACCUGUCCUCAUAACCAAAUCCCCCGGUUUAUCAGUAGUACAAGGAGAUGCGGUCGUCUUGGCUCCAGCCAACCUAAAUGUGGUGGAUCUGGACAAUCCUCCUGAGGACAUCAAUUACACCGUGAUUAGUAAACCCAACAAUGGCUUCCUGGCCAUGAAACACAGUUUGAAUGAGUCCAUACUGACUUUCACCCAAGCUGACAUCAACAAUGAGAAGGUGUAUUUUGUUCAAGAUGGAAGCCCCCAGUCUGGAGUAUUUUAUUUUAGUGUCACUGAUGGCAAACACCGGCCAGUUUAUAAGCUUUUCAAUCUGGAGGUGAAUGAAAUUACAAUUUCUCUUAUAAACAAUACAGAAGUGGAGCUGGAACAGGGUCAGACCUCUGUCAUCCUCUCAAAUGAGCAUCUGGCUGCAGAAACCAGUGGGAGGAACAGUGUCAUCCAGUACCAAGUGACACAGCCUCCACAUUAUGGCAAACUUCUGAUCAGCAAUGAGGUAGUCCAUCUGAUUGACCAGAAUGACUUACGGUUAGGAAAGUUAUCAUAUAAUAUGACAGAUCUUUCAUCUGCUGGUGAUAGCUUUGAGUUCACUGCUUUCACAUCGGAGACUAACCUGACGAAGCAGAUUGUUAAAAUCGCAGUGAGACCCCUAAUCCAACUUGGAAUGGAUUUCAAGAUCCCCAACGGCAUUCUAGUGAAAUUAAGAAAAGACUUUAUUGAUGCUUCAGCGUUGACCGUUUUAAGUGGCACUGACCCUCAGUUUGAAAUCCUGUCCCAACCAAAAUAUGGCAAAGUUGUGAAAGUCCUGGCUAACGAAAAAGGAAUUCCCCGUCCCAUAUCAUCCUUUUCCUUCCAGGAUGUGGAGCAGGGAAAAGUGGCUAUUGAGGAAAAGGCUAACAUGACUGACAAGGAGUAUCUGAAUGAUUCCUUUGUGUUUGUCCUAAAGGCAGAAAAAGUCCAGCCUUCAAGAGGUGAAUUUCAUUUCACCAUUGUACCAUUUGAUCCAUCACUUGUAAAUCCAGUCACCACAGAGAGCCCGGUGCUCACAACCAAACUGCCCACGUCUGGCCAGACCACAGUGCUUGGAACUCUGCCGCACACCACAAUCGACCCAUUGGCAUCAUCCCAAAGACCUCACAAGACCUUACAGAAAUUCAAGGGACGGAAUCGCUGGGGAAGCCAUCAGCGGAAUAAUACCACUGCUUCUGUCGUUCCGAGAACCACCUCAGGCCAACAGGACCAUCCCCUCAAGAUCACCCCCGUGAGGACAGAAUCAUUUCCCAAGCCAGCCUCUGAUCCCCUCUUCAUCAUCCUUCCCCUACUGGCCUGUCUACUGCUCAUCAUCAUCUUCAUUGUGCUCAUCCUGGUCUUUCGUCGCCGCAGAGAGAAGAGGGCCCGGCCUGCCUUGACUCAAGACCUCAUUGCCACCCCAAGCCCCAGCAGCCCAUACCUUGGGCAGCCAGAGAGGAGCCUGACUGUACCAUCUGUCGUGGUGACCCCACUCAGCCCCAGCUGCCCAGGCAGCCCCGUUCCCGACAGAAUGCAUGAUGGUGCCCUGGCACCAGUAGCCGGUCCCCAGGAAGCCUCUCUGCUGCUCUGCUCAUGGAGCAACCUGGGACCCGAGACUGUGCAGCAUUGCCGCACCACUCCCCCAACCCUGCGGAGUAACCAGUACUGGGUGUGAAAUCAUCUUCAUUUCUCCACUGCUGGUCGGAUGGAGGGAUAGGGUCAAAAAUAAGCUCUCGUUACUCUGCUUCCCCUGUUUUGUCUUUUGUCUUGCAGCAUUAAUGCUCAAAGGGUAACACUUUACUUGAGGGGGCACAAGUAACUUAGAAACUCAGUUAUUACUCAGAAACAAAUUAUGAACUAAUACACAAUUCCUGCAUGAAAAACACGAACCACCAUGAUUGAUUACUGAUGAAUGAACAUGGGAUCAGUAUGUGACUAACACUUAUUACCAGUUAAUUAAUGCAUUAAGUAAGCAUGUGCUCCCUCAAGUAAAGUGUUACCACUCAGAGAUAUAGCCAAAAAUGUAGUUAUAUUGAUCAGUAGCAAAUAAGAGGCCUUCAAAUGUUUCUGUUGGUCCAAGAAAAUGCCUCUUUCUUUAGGGUAAUAAUACACAGGGCAACUUUUGAGCAAUGUUGCUGGGCAAUUCUGCUGAACAAUGAUAUUUGGGCACUUUCCCUUUGAUACUGAGUGACAAAUAUCUAUCUGAAAAACCCUGAUUGGCAGUGGACAACUUUUUGUGAUCAUCCAGAUCCAAAUAAGUUGCCCUUUGUCUCACCUGAUUGACAACUUCCCAGCAUUGCUCAAAAAGUUGCCCUGUGUAUCACCUUAAGAAUAUUUCUCCAUAUUUCGAAUUAAACAACUAGUUGCCAUGACUAGCACAAAACCCAAUGUAGUCAUUUUAUCCCUUUUCUGUUAUACUGUUAUAAGUGCUGUCUGAUUACUGAUUUACAUGAGUUGCAGCACCGAUUUGAGGGGCAGCGCAUCUGUCACUGAUCAAAAUAAGCAGCCAACAUGGAUAAUUUGAAAUAUUAAUGCAAAGUGGGAGAACAAAACCUGUUUAUUAACCACAAGGGAGUUGGUAUUCUCGGAUGUUCUUAGGGUGCUCAUAAGUAAUGUGACAACUGUAAACUCUUGUCCGAUGUAAGUUUUCUGCCACAUAUGCUUUCUGGCAGCUUUCCAGGUUUUAUCUGAACUUGCCUCCAUGUUUUUGGAAACCUUAGAGGUCAGCUGGGAAUUUAAGAAUGACAGAUUUUAUUAUAAUUAUUUUUUAAUCGAUUUGGUACGGAGAACUGAUUGUCUAGGACAAGGUCUUGCGGUUCGUGCACUGAUAAGUUAUGCGAGCAUUCAGAUUAUUGUAUGUCAUAGAAUUGUAUUAUUCCGCUGGUUUUUCUAACUACAUGGAUUUCAUGAAAAGUUUAAAAAAUAAUGAAAACAUACACAUUUUCAGCUACAUGUUGGCCUAUAUAAAAUACAAUGCUGUGAAAUGUUUUCAAAAAACUUAAGAAUAAUGACGCAGCGAUAAAGAAAUUUCUGGCCAAUUCCGAUAGCCGAUUUUUACGAAAAACGACAACCAUAACAAUUGUUUGAGAGGUCCUGCAUAAAUAAGGUUAAAGGGACACUUUAUAAAUUUAAAAAUGAAUUGCAUUCCAAAAAUAUGAAAAAGUAUUUAUUUUUGGUAAGAAAACACCAACUCCGGCAUACAGCAACAGUCCCAGAGCACUAUAUUUUAUAACUGUAUACAUGUUUUAUAUUUAUAUCAUUUAUAACAGAGAAGGGCUGAUCAUCAAGUGGGAUGAUUUCGCACUUUCUGCACUGAAUUUUCUUCUGCUAUGAAACGCUGGUGUUCCUGAUGGACUAACGUUAUUCGGCAGUACUUACAGCCCUGAAACGUGUAUUGGUAGAUCCUCCUUGUGAAAUUUUACCAGUGCAAUGUUUGCAAGAUGCAUUUCUAACAUUGUUUUCAUUAACAUUAAAAUCAUUUCACCCAGCAGACAUUUUUGUUAACUAUUUAGUACACAGGUGUGCGGGCAGAAAUAACCAGCUCAUUUUUAACCAUCGGCCGAUUGUUUUGUUCCUCCUAGCUCCCUGCCAGAUAGUCACAUUUUUGCUCCUCCUUCCUCCGCUGUCGGUAGGAACUGGGUUGAGAAACUCUGCCUUACUUGGGUCGAGGGUAGAGAUGGAUAGUUCAGGUCCAGAAAGUAAAAAUCCAAACCAAGAUUUUGUUUCAACCAACCAGUUGAGUAUUCUGUGACGGUGACUCUUUAUACUCAGCUGGGUGGUUGAAAUAAAAUCUUGAUCUGUAUUUUUACUUUCUGGACCUGAACUGUCCCCCUCUGCUUGGGAGCUUGAGUUCUACCACUAAUCUUUGACUGUGGAAUUUGUAUGCUCAUCCUGUGCUGCAUACGUUUCCUCCUGCAGUCUGAAAAUAUGUAGUUAGGUCAAUAUGUUUCUGAAUUGCCUAUAGUUUGUGCUUGUGUGUGUGCCCUGUGAUGGACUGGAAUCCCAUCUAGGUUGUACCACUAUCCUGUGUCCUGUGCUGCCUGGGAUAGACUCCAGGCCCACUGUCGCCCUGCACUGGGUGAGCCGUUGGAAGAUGGAUGGAUGGAUGGAAUCCUUUUUAAAUGUCUAGCCAUUAUUAAUUUGUAAUCACAUGGAAUGACUUAAUGUUCCUGUGUAUCAAUUUUUGCCAAAUAAUUUUAUUAUAACUGUUGUUCUUUGAUAUCUCACUGGUUAGGUUUCUCAUUGGUUCAUAUUUGUAGUGGUUAUGUUGUAUUUUGGGUUUAUUUUCUCAUUUAAUGAUAAAGAUAUUUUAAGAUGUCAGUUUAAUUCCUUUAAAAUCACACAAGUGGUACUCUGCUUGAUUGAAUUGUGUAGUGUCUGCACUGAGUAAACAAGUUGUUAGAUAUUGUAGAAUAGAAGGUACACAUCUGGAUGGUUACCCACUUUUUCUAUGCUGCUCACCAGGUCUUUGUCACAGAGAGAUCCUGUUGCUCGUGUUUUGCUUUGCUUAUUUUCUGUAAAAUUGUGGUAGAGUGUAGAAUAAAAUUUUGUGAUGCUGUUGAGACACUGAACUGUAUGUGUGACUACUGAAUCAAAAUGUAAUAUGUACCCUCUAUAUUUAUAACUAUUUUUUUUUAAUAAACCAAAACUCUUGUUGCACUUUAAA
Messenger RNA from Paramormyrops kingsleyae, 10365 nucleotides. Its product is annotated as chondroitin sulfate proteoglycan 4-like. NCBI's taxonomy places the organism in Eukaryota, Metazoa, Chordata, Actinopteri, Osteoglossiformes, Mormyridae. The record is from RefSeq and is a predicted model, not a curated record. Gene Ontology annotation, biological process: anatomical structure morphogenesis.